Pogona vitticeps (central bearded dragon) is the source of this 2431-nucleotide messenger RNA. Lineage: Eukaryota; Metazoa; Chordata; Lepidosauria; Squamata; Agamidae. The record is from RefSeq and is a predicted model, not a curated record.
AUAUCUGUGGCAAAAGCAAAACUGUCUUCCAGUUCAUUCACCUGAACUCAGUUGAGCCAGGCUGGUCUCUUAAAGGGACAAAGCAUGGACAGUCCCUGGGGAUGGUUUUGCUGAGGAUGAUGGUGCUCACGGGCGGCCCACACGCCCGAUGGGGCUGGCAAAAGUGUCUGUCUGAAAAAAGGACCUGUUCUAGGUGUUGACCACAACAGCCUCAACUAAUACCUCCUCCAAGCCGACAGGUCGCUUUGUCCCAUGGAACCCACUGCUACUGGAGAUGCUGGAAAGGGCAAAGGACCUCCUUGCUGGCCAGGCCCAGAGCCCUCCGCGUCAGGUGAACGGGGUCCUGGGAGGCUCGGCUGUCCUCUCCGUCAACGUUGGGCCACAGGCCAAAGUGAAAGAGAUCGAAUGGAGCUACAGGGCUGGGUCUGGGCCAGCCCUCCUGGUGGCUUUGUUUCGAGACGGGAAAUUAGAACGGCCGGAUCCCAGCGACAGGUUUAAGCAGAGGAUAGACAUGUUCAAUGAGACCCUGAGGAUAAAGGCCUUGGAGCUGAAUGACAGCGGCACCUUUGGGGCCCGGGUCAAGUUGCUUCCGGCCAUUGUGGAGGACCACACCUUCAACCUCGCCGUCUACGAGCCUGUCUUGACUCCUCGGAUCCAGAGUCAGCUGGUCUCCAGCACGCCAAAGUGGUGCAACGUCACCUUGCAGUGUGUGUCUCCAGGGAAGGGGCCGGUCAACGUCACUUGGAAAAAGGGGAACCCCAUCCGGGAUCUUGGGAACACCGACAGAUAUCAGAUCUCCCCUGAUGGCAGGACCCUCCGACUCUCUCUCCUUCCAUCUUCCUUGAAUACCACGUAUUCCUGCACUGCCAGCAACCCCAUCGAACACAAAAUCGUCUCCUUUGAUCUACAGAGGAUCUGUCAGAGUGGAGCCGAAUCUUCCUUUUCCAAGUCCGGCUACGUCGUCCUGACCUUCAUCCUCUUAGUGCUAAGUCUGGGUGCUGCAUUUUGGUGCUGGCGGAUCAACAACGAGAAGUCGGCCGAGACAGCAACCAUUCCAACUGUCCAAGUGGAAGAAAGUCCGUCUGACUCCCAAUAUGCAGAGAUUCUCCGCAGGAGCCCCCCUGAAGGUCUCCAGGAAAGUAACGCAGAGAAAAGUCCCCAGAAAGAACAGCACAUCACUACCAUUUAUGACCAGAUCCGGAGGACCCCAGAGACACCAACCAAAGAGGUCACAUAAGCCUGGAACCAGCACUGGAGGGAGAGUCUGCCCACGAUUGCCAUCACUGUCAUCCCCAUCACCUUUUGCACCAGGGCCUCAAGCAAACGAUGUGCCAAACUCUCCAAAACGCAAAUUCAUCGGGGAUGUACCUAAGUCACCUUUCUUCAGCAUAGGAACGAAGAGAGAGGAGUUUUGGAGCAUAUUUUCUCCCUUGUUUUCUGCUAGUUGCCCUCCUGCCUGAUGCCCCAGCCGGGUAGACUUGAAUCCCAGGAGCAGAACAACACUUGGGUUUUGUGGUGCUUGAGACAAAGCAAACAAUUCUCCAGAUUAGAGGUCUGGGCCAUAAAAGACAUGCAGCAGGAUUCCACCAUCAGCCUCAAGGCAGUGGGAAGACUGAGGUUUUUAAAUCCAUCCACAGAUGGCCCGCUGGGUGUGUGUAUAUGUUUGUGUUUGACUCUCAGAGACUGUCAGGCUGCUCCCUCCUUACCUCCUUUAAAAUUUAGAAGAGGGUGACCUAUUUUGAAUGACAGAAGGAGCAGCCUGGAGCAGCAGCCAUUCCUCUCUGCCAAAGGGCUAGGAAGAGGGCUCAGUUCUCUUUGGAAACACACCUUCAGAUUUCUUUUCCGCUGAUUUCUUGGCAAGUCUUUCGAGGCCUGUUACCCGAGAUGCUCACCAGAUGGAGCUUUGGUGCUGAAAUAGUUUCGGUUGUGCAGCUCAGGCAUUGGGUUUAUCCCUUUGUUGACUUGAACUGGAUCUUUUCCUUGUCAUCCCUGGGCUUUAGAUGCUGGGGAUGUCACUUCUGACUUUGCGUUUGUCAUUAAAGUAAAUACAAAAAUGGAAUUCUACACAUUUUCGCUUAAACUAAAAUAAGAAUGUAGCCGUAAGACGAAGAUGCAGUAGAUGACGUAUAACAUUGCGUAUUGUGAUUCAUGAAUUGUGUGGCUCGAGUAAAAUGGGAUUUUCAACUUCUUUGCUUGGGAUGAGAAGAAUAAAAACUAAACAUGUUCUCCACAUGUAGAGAAAUCGGCCAAACAUGAAAGGUUCAAGGCUGUUCUUUGCAACUUUCUUCCUCUCUUAUCUCACUUGAAUAUUUUUUUUCAACCACUUGGUAACUCAAAACAUGCAGUCUCUAAAAUGUGACCCUGAGUGCUUUUUUCUUACUCAAAGAUAUAUAUUUUCACCCCUCUCCUCCUUGUAGAAAAGGGGAAACAG